CAGCAGAACAUACAGCAAAAUGCUGUGGAGCAGCAGGAAGCCAUAUUGAUCUGAUGCCUGUUUCAGCUGGGAAUUUCUAUCCAUGAGGCAAAAGGUAGGAAUGUACUAGUAGCCCUUUUCCUUGACACAUGGAGUGCACAUUCUACUGCAGCCCCGCUGUUUUGCAAAAAGAGCUGAGUCGGCGGUUUUCGCAGGAUCAGAAUUGUUCAGGAUGUUUGCUUAGCCCCAAAGCUGCACCACCCUUGCAUCAGCAUGGCACCUCUUUUCUCAGACACAAGUUACACAGAAAGCCCUGCUUCAGAUUAGUGGGGACUUGUCAGCUCACAGCAAAUGGCCAAGGCGCCAGUGAGCAAGUGGAGACACGAGGUCUGGAGCAAGAAGCACAGAAGUAUGAAAGUCCCUCCUUCCUUCCAAGCCGCCAGCAGCUCAACAUGCCCCCCCGUGACGAGCGGGUUUCUUACACCCGCAUCCAGGGGCUCAGCACGUUCCCCCCCGAACGGCUCUACGACAAAGUCGUGAUGGUCCGCUGUGACUGGAACGUAGAGAUAGGCGUCCAUGAGGUCAAAGGAAAGGUGUUCCGAGAUGAUACACGAAUGAAAGCUUCGGUGCCAACUCUUCAGUACUUAGCGGGGGCCGGGGCACGGGUGGUUGUUGUUAGCGAGUAUGGGACUCCGAGCAAGGGGCAAAGGAUGCAGCAUUCUUUGAAAGUGCUGGCAGAGAGACUGGCGUCGGAUCUCGGCCAAGAGGUUAUGAUGGCUGGCGACUGCAUCGGCGCUGGGGUCGAGCGGGAUAUUGACGCGCUCCGGCCUGGACAGAUCUUGGUCCUGGAGAACGUGCGCUUCUAUAAGGAGGAGAAGGCCAACGAUCUCGUCUUCGCUCAAAAGCUCGCCUUUCGAGUCGACGUCUUCGUAAACGACGCCCUGGGGCCUUGUAGCCAGGCGACCGCCUCUGUUUCUGGGGUUCCCGUCUUCGUGGGGCGGAGAAUUGCGGGUCUCCAGCUCGAGAAGGAGCUUCGCUACUUGAACUCACUGACGUCCUCCGCAGCAAGGCCCCUGCUUGCGAUCGUUGGUGGAGGCAAGCUGUCGACCCGGUUCCCUCUUCUCAAGUCCCUCAUCGCCCACCAAAAGUGCGACGCCAUACUCCUUGGCUCCGCUCUUUCAGCUCCGUUCCUUCGGGCCCUGGGCUGGAGGACGGGCGGAACCCCAACGGAAGCGGGCUCAACGGAAAGGGCGACGGAGCUGCUCGAGUUGGCAGAGAAAGAAGGGGUGGAGCUUGUUUUUCCCGACGACGUGGUUUGCGGCGAGGCGCAGGUGCAUAGCGCCAAAGUGAAAAUAUGCACUGCGCGGCACGUUCUGCACGAGUGGUCAGCUAUGGACAUCGGCCCUCAGACGAUCGACCAUUAUGCGCGACGUCUACGAAAAGCGAAAACCGUCUUGUGGGUGGGCGCCGUCGGCUUCUCCGACCGGAAGUCGUUCGCCAACGGAACGCUGUCGCUGGCAGAAAUCGUCUCGGACCUAACUUGGGCGGGGACAUGCACCAGCAUCGUGCACGGAAAAGACGUCGAAAAGGCGCUCAAGUCUGUGCGCGGGAAAGUCUCGCACGUGGCCCUGGGGGGGUCUGCUACGGUGACUCUACUGACGGGGGGAGCGCUUCCUGGAUUAGCAGCACUGGACGAGGAGCCCACGGGCCCACCAGACUGGACAAGCGUCUUCAGGGAUCCGACGGCCUCGUUGACCGUCGACGUUGGCUGUGGAGACGGCGGCUUCUUGCUGGAGCUGUCCGGCAAAGGGUCCGGAAACUUUCUCGGACUGGACCUCUUCGGACACCUGGUGGACGCCGCAAACGCGCGUGCGCAACGUGAGGGCCGGCAGAACCUGUACUACGUGGCAGCCAACGCGACGACAUCCCUGGGACCCAUGCUGAGCACGUAUCCCGGCGCCUUACAGCUGGUGACGAUCCAAUGUCCCACGCCCCAGUUCGAGGCACGUGGCCUCGGACGAUUGGUUCUGCGGCAGCCCCUGGUGGAGGCGAUUACUGAAAAAUUGGUUACGGGGGGACGGUUAUUCGUCCAGUCCGACGUCAACGACGUUGCAAGCAGCAUGCUAGAAGAGAUCCAGAAGCACGGCAGGGGACGCCUUGUUAAUGAUGAGGGUUUUCAGGGGCCUGGAAGCAGUCCGUUGACUCUAUCCUCGUGGAAGAUCAACCCGUUCGGUAUACCCACUCAAUGGGAGACGCACGCCUUGUCCAAAGGACGCGACAUGUUUCGUCUAAUGUAUCGGAAACAUUGACAUUGACGUUGACUGUAUGAAGGGAUGUUUUUGCUCUCACUUCUCGAUAACGAGACUCGUCAGGUGCUCCUUAAGUACAGACGGUCCUUCCAACAGUUGCUCAUCUG
Messenger RNA from Klebsormidium nitens, 2395 nucleotides. Lineage: Eukaryota; Viridiplantae; Streptophyta; Klebsormidiophyceae; Klebsormidiales; Klebsormidiaceae. The record is from the annotation of a GenBank genome assembly.